AUGGGACCGGCAACAGAUGCAGAUGCUGUUGUAGAUCCGAGAUUAAAAGUUUACGGAAUCGGAAAAUUAAGAGUCGUGGACGCUUCAAUUAUGCCUACAAUAGUUAGUGGGAAUACCAACGCUCCUACAAUAAUGAUUGGAGAAAAGGCUUCUGAUAUGAUUAAAGAAGAUUGGGGUAUCACUACGAGGUUAAACAUUCACAAAAAAUGA
Diabrotica balteata is the source of this 210-nucleotide messenger RNA. Lineage: Eukaryota; Metazoa; Arthropoda; Insecta; Coleoptera; Chrysomelidae. The record is from the annotation of a GenBank genome assembly.